AUGUCGUCUUCAAAUACUUAUACAAUCCAUCCAAGUUUUGAAAAAAGAAUCCAAUCUUCUGCCGUGAGAGAAUGUAUUCAGGUAAUUUUGAGUGAUCAUUUAGGAGAUAAAGAUUACUCGAGAAGUGAUGUCUCUUCUUGGACUAGAAUCAUUUCCGAAAAAGUUCGUAACAAAAUUAAAGAACUAGGAGAAGACAAACGCUAUAAGACGGUCGUUCAAGUUAUAAUUGGAGAAAUGCGUGGAGAAGGUGUGAAAAUUGGUAGCAGGUGUCUUUGGGAUGCAGAUACGGACAACUGUUUUACGGAAUCAUUCAGAAACGACACGUUGUUCUGUGUUGUUGCAGUCUUUGUUAGCUAUUAUUAUUAA
Molecule: messenger RNA, 366 nt
Organism: Centruroides sculpturatus (bark scorpion)
Lineage: Eukaryota; Metazoa; Arthropoda; Arachnida; Scorpiones; Buthidae
Product: tctex1 domain-containing protein 2-like
Exons: 1
Coding region: 1-366 (121 amino acids)
Biological process (GO): microtubule-based movement
Cellular component (GO): cytoplasm; cytoplasmic dynein complex
Molecular function (GO): dynein intermediate chain binding
Source: RefSeq, a predicted model, not a curated record